GGGCCUUAUCCACCUGACAGGGAAGGAGAAGGAAGUUUGAGCAGCAGCGGUUCACGAGCCGUAGAUCGGUUUCGGUCUCGAUGAUCGAUGAUGGGUAAAAGCGUGAGUUCAUGAACGUGCGCGUGUGUGAGGAGCGUUCCAACAUGAAGUCGUUUCGUGUCGAAGUCGCUUAGAAAAGUUCAGUUCGCUUCACUGUGUGUGUGUGUGUGUGUGAGUGUGUGAGCGCGCGGAAAGUUUGCAUCGUGAAAUCAGGAAGUUCAGUAAAAUGUCUGCAGUUUUCAGCUGUGAAGCGACUGAGAACCUGGACUGAUUUUCCUGCCUCUGCUCUGACUCGGGUUCUUCAGCAGGAAUGUCGUACUGGUCCGUCGGCAUUCCCCGGGAAUCUGUAGCCACGCCCACAAACAUGGAGCAACAAAGUAGCCCUGGGGAGGAAAUGGGAGCCAAGGCAUCGCUGGUGGAUGAUCAGGGGCCCGCCCCUGGUCCCACUCCCACCCCCAGCCCCGCCCUCAUUCCUUCUCUCACACUAGAGAACAUCCACACUGCAUAUAAGGAGGGGGAGGAGCAUGUUGCCAGGGAGCUGAUCCAGAGAGCCUGCUGCAUGGAGUGUAGCACUGUGGCGCCCCCUAUCAGCGGGGUCCACCUCCUGUGUGCGGCCUGUCACCAUGGAGACGUGGACAGUGUGCGUUACCUUCUUAAAGAAGCUCACAUCACGUUACCUCAGGAGCCGUCCAGCAGUAACCCGGCCGUCAUGGCGGCUUCCUGUGGUCACAGCAGUGUGGUCAAAGAGCUGCUGGACUCUGUUCCAGGUCAGUGUCUGAGGCGGGACUUGUUGAACUGGAUGUUGGCGACGUCGUGUCGUCAAGGUAACCUGGACGUGGUUCGGCUGUUGGUUCAACGCUACGAUGCCGACAUACGUGACUGUGCCAUCCACACUGAUGACUUCGCUGUGGUCACCAGUCUGCCACUGUACGCUGCUGCUCAGGCUGGUCAUGAGGACAUCGCCUUGUUCCUUCUGGACAAUGGAGCAGGAUUGUCGUCUUACACACUCAUGGACCAUCCGACCUUCAGCAAACAUCUGCUCAGACUCAAACUACAGGACAUGAGUCACAGAGACGUGAAGGAGGCUGUCGGUGUGUGUUGGAGUGGUCUACAGCUGCCCUGGUUGGAUCUGGACUGGUUCAUGGAUAUCUCGUGUCGUCUCACAGAUGUGGACUUGUCGUGUAACGCUCUGUCCUCUCUGCCCUCUGUCCUUCCCUGGGGUUUGAUCCACCUGAAAACUCUGGAUCUGUCCAACAACCUGCUGAAGGAGCUUCCUCCUGCUCACAGCUCUCAGGAGGUCAUCUGCUCCAGAUUACAGCAGGUUAAUCUGUCUCAGAACCUGUUGACCAGUUUACCAGCAGGACUUCUUCACCUCACACACGUCCAGAGAAUCUGUGCUGCUAAGAACCACAUCAGUGUCCUGUUUGACGUCCCCGCCUCCACAAACUGGAUCGGCCUUCGUAAACUGGAGGAGCUGGACGUCUCUGACAAUCGUCUGGACAGUCUGUCUGUGAGCAUCAUGCACUGUCUCAAGUCCCUGACUGUCCUCAACGUGAGCGGGAACAGACUCAGCAGCUUCCCUGACCCCUGGGCCUGUCCACUGAAACAAUGCAAAGCUUCGUCCAACAUGAUGGAGACACUUCCAAACACCAUGUCCAUCUUCUGGAGAAACAAACUGCAGGACGUGGACUUUUCUGAGAACAGUCUGAGCGAGCUGCCGUCACACAUGUUUGAGCUGGAGGCUCUGCUGUCACUCAAACUGUGUGGGAAUCACCUCACAACUCUUCCAGCAGCAGGAAACUGGAGAUGUUCUCAGCUGAGGACAUUAGACCUGUCCAGGAACCAGCUGGGCAAAACAGAGGAAGUGUCCAGAUCUCGGAGGCUGGCCUUCCUGACCACAUGGAGCAGAAGAGACCCAGAACCAGGUCCAGUGUGUUCUGUAGAGUUUCCUUUGAUCCUCCGUGAUUCUCUUGAAGUUCUGUAUUUGAACGACAAUCAGCUGGACUGUGUCCCUCAGUCAGUGUGUGCUCUUCACAACCUCACUGAACUCUACCUGUCCAAUAAUCCUGGAAUCCGGGAGCUUCCAGCAGAGCUGGGUCAACUGUGUAACCUGUGGCAGCUGGACACUGAAGACCUGAACAUCUCCAACAUUCCACAAGAUGUGAGGAAAGAAGGUCCUGCCUCAGUCCUGGCCUUCCUCCGUGCUCAGCUUCGUAAAGCAGAGCCGUGUAAACUGCUGAAGAUGCUUGUGAUUGGUCCACCACGUCAGGGGAAAACUGCCCUGCUGGAGGUGCUGCAGAGCGGCCGGGCGUCGGCCUUUAGCCCGGCAGACUGCAGCAUCUCCACCUUCACCUGGGAGCUGGAAAAACCAGAGUGUGGCAAAAACAAUAAAGACUCGGUGGUCUUCCACGUGUGGGACGUGGGAGGACACGCCAGCAUGUCCACAGUCAACCAGUGUUUCUUCACUGAUAAAGCUCUGUACGUGCUCGUGUGGAACCUGGCGCUGGGAGAAGAGGCUGUGGUCAGUCUGCAAACAUGGCUGCUCAACAUAGAGGCUCGAGCUCCAAACUCCGCCGUGGUCGUCGUGGGAACACAUCUGGACCUGAUCGACACUAAGUUCCGCACAGAGAGACUGGCCACGCUGCGAGCUUACAUCCUGGCUCUGUGUCGAUCUCCAUCAGGAGCUCGAGCUUCAGGAUUCCCUGACGUCACCUGGAAACACCUGCAUGAAGUGUCCUGCAGGACAUUGGAGGGUCUGGACAGUCUGAAAAAGUUGAUCUAUCAGGUGACUCUGUCCAUGAAGGACAGCAGCAGCAGCAGGAAACUGCUCGGUCGACUGAUUCCCAGGAGUUAUCUGACCCUCCAGGAAGCUGUGAUGACUGAGAAGCAGCGGCGAGAAUGUGAGGGAGACGUCCAGUAUCUGACCGACACACAGCUGGACCACAUCGUUGAGCAGAACCAGGCCAGUGACAUCAGAGACUAUGAAGACCUUCAGACCGCCAUCAGCUUCCUGAUCGAGACGGGGACGCUGCUGCACUUCCCGGACACCAGCCACGGACUGAGCACCCUCUACUUCCUGUGUCCUGUGUGGCUGUCCGAGUGUCUGGAGAGGAUCGUCCACCUCAAGUCCUCUCGCUCUGUGGCCAGAAACGGACUGAUCCAGACUGAAGACCUGAGGAUGCUGAUGGUAGGGACAGGCUUCACUCAAAAGACUGAAGAACAGUAUUUCCAGUUUUUGGCCAAGUUUGAGAUAGCGCUCCCUGUGGCCAACAGCAGGUACCUGCUGCCUCACCUGCUUCCCUCGAAGCCGGCCAUGGACCUCCACAGUUUCCAUCAGCAGGUCACAAACACCCUCCAGCGCCUUUUCAAGAUGAGUUUUGUUCCUGCCGGGUUCUGGGAGCGCUUCAUCGCCAGGAUGUUGAUCAGCCUCACAGAGAUGGACCUGCAGUCCUUUGAGCCUCAAAGGCCCAGCAGGGGGCAGCGCAGCAGGAACUCUGUGAUCUACAGCUUUGCUGGAACCCAGCAGAGGAGCCGCUGCAGCACCUUCAGAGUCCGACGCAGCCAGACCGUCUACUGGAAGGAGGGGCUACUGGUCACUUUUGACGGAGGUUACCUCAGCGUGGAGUCGUCAGACGUCAACUGGAAGAAGAAGAAGAGCGGAGGAAUAAAAAUCAUGUGUCAGUCAGAGAGCAGAGAUUUCUCUGCCAUGGCCUUCAUCACCGACCACGUCAACGCUCUGAUCGAGCAGUGGUUCCCAGCGCUGACGGCCAGUGAAAGUGACGGGAGUCUCCUUAUCGAGCAGUACGCCCCCUGUCCUCUCUGUGGACAUGGAGCAGGGGUCCAUCUCUUCAACAUGGAGGACUGUGUCCUGGCUGCAGUGGACAAGGAGGACAUCAUUUGUCCUCAGCAUCCCGAGCAGCCGGUCCCGCUGCAGGAGUUGGUCCCAGAACUUUUCAUGACCGACUUCCCUUCACGACUGUUCCUGGACCAGGUCCAGCUGGACUACAGUGAGGAGGAGAACCACAUUCUGGGUCAGGGAGGCAGUGGAACCGUCAUCUACAGAGCUCUGUACAGGAACCAGCCUGUGGCGAUCAAACGCUUCCACUUCAGGAAGUGUCCACAGCAGAACCUCAGCAGAGACACAGACGGCAUGGUGAGACACCUUCAGUCAGCAGAAGCCUGCAGGAGUUUCUCAGAGUUCCGUCAGGAGUCCAGUAUUUUACAUUCACUGCAGCAUCCGUGCAUCGUGUCUCUGGUGGGAAUCAGUGUUCACCCUCUGUGCAUCGCUCUGCAGUUAGCUCCUCUGAACAGCCUGAACACUGUGCUGCAGGACGCACAACAACAACACAACAGCAACAACACAGGCUCCAGGUUCAUGCCCCUGGGUCACAUGCUCACCUUCAGAGUAGCCUAUCAGAUCGCAGCAGGACUGUCUUAUCUUCACAGGAAGAGCAUCAUCUUCUGUGACCUGAAGUCUGACAACAUCCUGGUCUGGUCUCUGCAGGUCAACGAUCCGGUCAACAUCAAACUCUCUGACUAUGGAAUCUCUCGACAAUCUUUCCAUGAGGGGGCGCUGGGUGUCGAGGGAACACCGGGUUACCAGGCCCCCGAAGUCCGACCAGGCAUUGUGUACGAUGAGAAGGUGGACAUGUUCUCUUAUGGGAUGGUUCUGUACGAGCUUCUGUCUGGACAAAGACCAGCGCUGGGUCAGCAUCAGCUUCAGAUCUCCAAGAAGCUGUCCAAGGGUGUGAGACCGGUGCUGGGGAGUCCAGAAGACGUCCAGUUCUUCUGUCUCCACCAGCUCCUCACUGAGUGCUGGGACACCAAACCUGAGAAGCGGCCCGUGGCUCUGCAGUGUGUGAGGCAGAUGCAGGAGCCCAGCUUCUCCUGCCUCAGGUACAUGUUGUCAUGUGACCAACACUCUCAGCUCUUCCUGUCUGAGCUGCAGGGAAACAGCGCCAUCUUCUGGAGCGGAGACAAAGACGACAGGAACUACAGUGUGGUGAACGUGGAGAAGGGUCAGGUGGAGGUGAAGAGGAUGUCGUGUCCAGGCGGCAGAAUCAGCUGUCAGAUGAAGAUGUCCAACACUCUGUGGAUUUCCACCAAGGAACAGGACAUUUUCAUCUACAGUCUGAAGGACAUGUGUCCACUCAGUCGUCCUCAGAGACACUUCUCCUGUCCAGCUGUGGUCACCUGUCUGUUUCCUGUUCCAGCAGCAGAACAGACCCUAGUCAGAGUGUUUGCAGGGAUGUCAGACGGUCUGGUGUCCAUCUUCAGUCUGGUGGACGACCUUCCUGUAGAGGGCGACACUUACCUGUGCUCACACACACUCAACAAAAGUGUGUUUGGUCUGAAGGACUCAGAUCCCAGACAGAGACCCUACCCAGUGAGGACCAUGGUUCUGGUCCACAGAGGCUCUCAGCUGUGGUUGUCUAACGGCCCAGGUGUCCUGGUCAUAGACACUCUCAGUCUUCAGGCCGUGCAGAGGCUGGAACCUUACGAGCCGCCGUCCUGCGUCGUAUCCAUGGCAACCAGCUUCAGUCUGUGGGGGGAGGAGUCUGUCUGGACCAUGGACGACCUCACCAACACGCUGCUGCUCUUCCACGCCUCCUCCUACGACCUCUGUGCCAAGUACUGUUGUGGGGACAGCAAUCCUCUCCGAGACGUCUUCCCUGUACGGCGUCCUGCAGGAGUUACCACGGCAACCGAGACUGACCCGAAGACCACAGACCAGGUGGAGAGUUUGGAAUGUGCUGAUGGAGAGGUGACGGUGAUGUACAGUGAGGAGGCGGGGACUCAGAUCAUCCAGCACCAGGACUCACUGACAGAUUACUGCUCCAUAUCAUCCACCUGCUCGGACCUGGCCUCGUCACACACACACGGCAUCAAACUGCUCCCGCCGUCACACCCGGGUGGACCGGGCGGCGUCCAGGAGCAGCAGGUGUCUAUCAGUCCUGAUCUGGACUCUGCAGGACCUGAGAAAACCACAGAGACUGAGCUACAGGCCUUUAGUGUUCUGCCAGUGAACGGGACUCUGUGGAUCCCCAGACGCGGAGGUGAUGUGAUGGUCAUUGAGGUGCAGUCACAUGGUGAUCAGCUGACGGGGCGUGUUAUCGCUGUCCUCCGCCCACCUCAGUGUUCGUCUUUAGGGGUCCUGCAGGAGGCAGCACUAGUGGCCCACGACACGGUGGUGUGUGGCUUUCAGCAGGAGAACAGCGCGUGGUGCCUGUGUGUCUGGAGAGGCUGGGGCUGCAGCGAGCUGGAACUCUUCUACCAGUCAUACGAGGAGCUGAGCCGUCUGGAGAGCAGCAUGAGGAGAAGGAGGUAGCACAGAGCGGCAGUGUUCACAGCAGGAGGUGCUGACAGGAGCGGGAGGAGGCGCUGCCUCACACUGACCACAGGGGGUUCAAACUGACAAAAACCUCCUGCUCAUCCCUGAGCUUUGUAAUCAUACACACGCACGCGCGAUGGUACGCUCCAUGUGAAGUCAAUCACCGUCACUGUUAGAUUAGACAGCAUGCUGAUCUCAUGCUCAUGUUUUCAUGCGUUCACACUCUCAUGCGUUCACGCUUUCAUAUGUUCAUGCUUUCAUGCAUUUGUUCUUUCAUGUGUUCAUGCAUUUAUGCUUUCAUGCGUUCAUGCUUUCAUGUGUUCAUGCAUUCACUUGUUCUUGCUUUCAUGCGCUCAUGUGUUCAUGCGUUCAUGUUUUCAUCUGUUCAUACUCUCAUGCGUUCAUGCUUUCAUGUGUUCAUGGUUUCAUGCGCUCAUGCAUUCAU
Messenger RNA from Solea senegalensis (Senegalese sole), 6815 nucleotides. RefSeq names its product leucine-rich repeat kinase 1 (gene lrrk1). NCBI's taxonomy places the organism in Eukaryota, Metazoa, Chordata, Actinopteri, Pleuronectiformes, Soleidae. Gene Ontology annotation, biological process: protein phosphorylation. The record is from RefSeq and is a predicted model, not a curated record. The transcript is spliced from 38 exons. The coding region runs from base 350 to 6367 and encodes 2005 amino acids. Gene Ontology annotation, molecular function: ATP binding; protein kinase activity; protein binding.